AAAAAGCAAACAAAACCAAAUCGAAACAAAAUAGCCUGAGAGUUAAACAUGUUCUCAAACUUUGGAAGAACAAACUUUUAUCUGUGUUGAGGAGCUAUGGAUUGUCAUUCUGGUAAAUGAAAAUAGCAGGUGGUAGGACACUAGCAUAGAUCAUGAGCCUGGAUAGAAAUAGAAGCUAGACAAAGGAGGACUACUUGCUAUGAGAAGAAAUAAAACAGCAAGGUAGAAGCAUGAGUUGACCAUUGACUGUGACUGCUAAUAUUCAGUGGCUUAUUCACAACAUUUUGGUGACAUACAAGUGCAGGGGAAUAUGGCAUGACUGAUGAGACUUUUCUGAUGUCAAUGGAUCAUGAUAUUGGAAAAGUUAAUGGCCUGAAACUGUGGUUUUAAAAUGUCAUUGACUAUACAUUAUAGCGAAGAGAAAUUCAGAAAACAACUUGAAAAAGAAAUUGUAGAAAUGAGAAGGAGCAACUGGAGAUUCACAAGCCCCCCAUAAAAACAGAUGAGCUAAUGCCCAGAAUUUAAGGGAUUUCCCUUGGCUUCCCAUCAUAACUGUGUUUUAUAUUGUAAUUGUUUGUUUGUAUUUGUUGUAUUUACUCUGGAUUGUGUUUGUGCCUUCCUAUUAUGUCCCCCAAUACGAGUUUCUAUUCUGUUGCCCACCACAUUCUUUUUUGCCAUGUGGACAUCUUUUCCUCUCUUUGAGAGGAAAUAUGGCUGGGAAGAAAUAUUAUGCUGAAUUGACAGACAGGAAUAAGUUAACUAAAUGCAGUUCUUGGUAGGGUUUUGCCAUGCCUCAGAAGGGGCUCCAGAGGGGCCUAUGAGAAGUUGGAUCUGUCUUGGGUUUACAUUUACAUGAUGCAUGUAGCAUGUUCAGAAAAGGGCAUAUAAAUAAACACAUUACACAUCAACUUUGACUUAAUGACAUCAACUUCUCCUCUGACCCUAUUUGCCCCUGAAAUUAAUGAACACUUGGCAAAGGACUAACAGGAUUCAUAUCUAUAAAGCUACUGACUGUGGUGAAUGGGGUUAAAAUGCUCUCUGUGGGAGCCUGGAUCUGUACAGUUUUAUCUUGUGUGUGCAAAUGAAGACUCCUUGCUUUUUCAGAUGUAGAAAGGAAUGUCAUCUUUAGUUUUUCUGAGAUUUCAAAUGUUCAGAAUAAUGCAGAGUAAAGCUAAAUUCACUCCUAAACAUCUGCCUGUAUUCCUUUUUGUUUCCAAAAGAAAAGUAGUUCUGGUUAUUCAUUCUGACAAGAGUCUUAAGUUACAGAUGAUAUUUUUGUAACUGCAUUUAUUGCUGUUCUCUUUCUGAAUUUUAGCCAUCAUUCUUGGUGUCACACAAACUGUUAGUGGUUAUUCAGAGUUCUCUGAAUAUGAUCUAAAUGCAUAAAUAGAAAGUAGUUUGUGUUAAGUGGCAUAAGUGGCAUAUAAUGGUGUAGUUCUGCAUUUCAUGUCUUGGAUUAGUUUAUACAUUAAUACUUCAUAAUUUGACUGAACCAGUUUGAAUUUCCUGCAGUGCAACAAAAAUAGAAAGUAGGAAGCAAGCUCUCUAGAAAAAGAAAUAUUCAAGGAUUUGGAGGGUCUGUUUUUAUACCCAAAAAGUACUCAGGCACACCAGGCCAUCCUGCUGGGCUAUUAAUACUGUGGGGAAUGUCCUUGGGUGGUGUAAACCAGCAAAGCUCUGCAUGGACCCCAGAAUAUUUGCCCAGCCCUCUGAGAGCAGCCUGUUGGUGUUUCCAGUUGGGAGUCAGAGGGUAGAAACAUCCACACAUUUUGUAAAUUAGAAGGAGGCUUAGAGGGUAUACAGUGGAAACCUGUUCUUUGUGUUACCUGACCUGUCCCUCUGAUAGUGAGUGAGUGUCAUGUGGUGCACAGAAAUGUUUGGGGAGGAAGGCCAGGUGCCCUCUGAAAACACAUAAUUGCUGAUAAUGGAGCGCUUUGAUAAUACUAAUUAAAGAGGUGCUGCCUGUGUGUCACUGAGAAUAAGCUCUGAAAUUAGGCAGCAAUGGCUUUAGGUUGGUUUUGAUCCGUGCCUUUCACAUUGGUAUUGAUUUUGAUUUAAAUCAUUCUGGCUUCUUUACUGCUGGGAAGACGAAGCUACAGGUGAGGCAGAGUAAUGUAGUGUGUACUACUCUGCUCCUUACACGAAGGAGGAGAUUGAGUAAGAUUUGCAAAGUACCUCAUAAGUCAGUAUACUGUUACAGACAGAUGUGGAAGAAGACAAAACCUGAAGUCUUUCAGAGUUACUGUUCUGUGAACAGCUGUUUGGAAGGAGCAGAAACGUGUUUGCACAGGCGUGUGUUUGUGUGCGUGUGUGCACACAGGUUAUAAAACAGGGUUUCUGGGUGGUGAGGAAGAGCUCUGCAAAGGGAAAUCUGAGGGUAAAAUGUGUGCUUUCUUGUUUAUUUUCUGCUUUCAGAAAACUAGUAGAUUGCCCAGGUUAAUCAGCAUUGCCAUCUACCAGCCAUCUACCCAAGAAACAGCAAAAAAUCACACAGAAACAGCAAAAAAGACACAUGUCUUUCUCAUUCCAGGGCUUAACAAGAACCAAUUGUUUGGCUCCACUCAUCUAUGGACCAAACAGAAAAAGGCAUUAUUGUUUUUUGAAUGUAUGAGUAGAUAGUUGCUUGGUUUUCCCUUUACUUUCAAAUAUUAAACUUUUAGAGAAUGUGGUUUAGCUCAAGCUCAUCUUUCCAUUUAAUUUUAUUGUUAUUAUUAUUAAUGAAAAAUGCUGGAAAAGCUAUGCAUUUAAUCCCUAAUUUGGCAUUCUUGCACAUAAAUUACAGUCCAGCCUCCACCUGUAUGAUCACGUUCAAAUUGUUCAGCAAGAUCUCCAGUCUUAGAAUGUAAAGGAAAUUCUUGAAUGUUUGAGAGUGAAAUCUAUUCCUGGCUGAGCUGGUUAGUUCUCUGUGGUUGUUUUUAGAUGAAGAAACACAAAGUAUGGAACUUCCUAAUUCUGGCUUUCCUUAAUUUUGAUGUUCACAGGAUACUAAUUCCUCUUUAAAAACUUUAAUGCAUGUAAUAUUAAUAAAUACUGCUAAUGUUUUCCAUUGUUUCCAGUAGGCCUCUAAAAGAAUCAGACUGAGUGUAAAGUGACCCUGCAGCAUUCCUGCACUAUUGGAUAGCUUGGCCAAAAAAGAGGGAACACUGUUUUAAAAGGCCACCACCCCCAAAAUAAACCCACCAAAACAAAAGAAAACAACCUUAUUGCUGCCCUUAGCUAAACACAUUCUCCACACUGUGCUCUGCUCCAGGGAGGAAGUGUUAUCUUUUACAAUACCUUUGCCUUUAAUUUCCUCUCUUAUCUUCCUACUAUCACAAACAAAAGGAACACUGUGAGCUUGCAGACAGAUCAGGCAGAUAAAUUAAUUCAGAGAGGUCAUUCUUGCAACUGAUGUUUUCUUAAGUAGUGGUGAAGAUCAAGGCUUUUUACAUGAGAAUUUUUACUUCCAGGUGUAGUGAUCUGUUGAAGCAUUCUGGGCACCUCAGUAAAAUGUGUGUGUGUGUGUUUUUCUCCAUCUUGCAAUGUUCAGAGGAAAAACUGGUUUUGAAUUAGUGCUGUGUUGAGUUUAGCUCGAUUUUGGUGUAAACCUGAUGGAAACAGUUUUGUCAUCUGUGACAGUAUCAGGUUAUCUGCAGUGGAUCACUGCAGUCUAGCAAGCCUUAGCAGAUCAGUCAGUGGUACCAGUUUGACUGCUACAGCUGGGUUUAUCAUUCAGCCUUGUGCUGGAUAAUGAUUCUUGCGCAUCUGUACAGAGAUUUUCAGCAGAGCUGAUGGAAUUUCAUAAAGAAGCUUGUUCUUUAAUAACAAAAUUAGAGGCACGGUUCAGUAUUUCAGCUUAGCACCCUUCCUUGAGCCAGCAGGCCUAUAUGGAAUCAGCUAAUGCUAAUUAACCAGGACAGCAGGAGCGGGGUAACCCUCCAGCAGAGAGCUUGGUGUGGGCUUCCUGCCCCAGCAGUUACCUGUGGUGUUGGCAGGUCUCACCACUGACACGGUUAGUGCUUGCUCAGGUAAGUGCACCUGAGCUGCAAAAACAUAAUGAAGUGAUGGCACUGUAGUGGUUCACAGAUCAAAAUUCCCAAUCUGCACAAAAUGAUGUAGUUCCAUGACAUUUUUCCCUUUAAAAGAGGAGGGAUCUGACUGAUGUAUGUCUGUGCCUUUUGGGCUACAGGGUAGAUGUGCUUCCCUUGGUGCAAACUUGGGUGUACUACAGGAGUGUGUAUGGGAUUCAUUGGCCCACCGCUCAGAAGGCUUGAGCAAGGAAUUACGUACAGUUUGAUUGCUCUCUGAAAUAUCUCCAUAAUAUAUAACCCUGAAGGUCUGUGCAGUUGCACAGAGCUUUAUCCAACCCAACAGAAGUGCACCUUAUGGAAUCACCCUGGAUUGGAUCAGGACAGCUGUGUCUGCACCUACGCUCAGCUCGAGUCUCCUCCUGCAGGAGCUUGUCGGUUCGUUUUAAGACACCAGGAUCAGCUGAACGCUUUUCCCCCCAGGCCCGUUCACUCAGAUAUGUCCUAAGUAGGUCACUGAGAAAAUCAAAGGUACAGAAACUGGACUGAGUGCUCACCAACUGGCUCCUGCAUGUAACUGCUGUAUUUUAGUUUAGCUUCUCCCAAGAUGUUUCCUGAUGUCUCUGAGAAUGUUACCCAUAAAAAGGCAGGCUGCUCGUCAAGGAAGCAAGUCAGUGAACACAUGAAUAUUUUGAGCCACAGCGUGUAGCAUUCAGUAUUUAUCACUACAGGAAAGAACCACGUGACUUCUCUCUCACAUGGUAGCUCCUUGGUUUAUGCCUUACAGAUUGGAAAAUAGCAAAAGUAUCCUGCAGGAUCACUUUUGAAGAAAAGGCAAGGCGCUGGAAUGAUCCACAGUGCUAACAACACUUUGCUGCAGAUUGGUUCCUGCUCUUACCCCUCAGGAAAGCUCUGUGUGUGUGAAAACAAUGGACUUGCUAAAGCCAGAGAUGAGUUAAUGCUUUACUGCCUAAAAAAAAGUGUUCAGAGGCAAGUGUGACCUCAGAAGUAGAGGUGUGGCCUGACAGGCAAGCAUGUUUAACCUGCCCCUUCGUGGAGUUGAAUGCAUUUUGUCCAUGAAAGAAUAUGCUGUGUAGGGCUCAGUGCACCUCCUUUUUGGUGCAAUUUGAGAGGGAGAUGAAGGACUGUUGGAGCACUUCAGGGUAUUGUUUCUUGGCUGGAACACACGUACUCCAAGACAAACAAAUUUGCUCAAUAUUUUUAUGAGUCUCUGAGCUCAUUUGGUUCUGGCAGGGAUGACUUGACUUCAUCCAGAGACAGUAGGGGGGAGAUCAUUCCAAGUUUCUCUUUAUUUGGGUAGUGGAACAUGAGUAACUUCUUCCCAGAGCUGGAGGGAGUUGCCUCAGGCUCCUCAUCAUGCACAGUGUGUCAUACUGUGUCUCUCACGUCCCUCCACAGCAUCUAUAGCAGCUCCCUUGUAUGGCCCAAGUGCAGUGCAAAAUGUAAUUGCCUCUGAUGCAGCAAUUUCAGCACAAGCACUUUGGACUCUGUGGAAUAACAAAUAAUAAUAAAGAAAAUAGUCUUGCAAUGAAUGCUAAUCACACCCUAUAGUAUUACAUUGAGUUUGUCAUUAGAUAGCAGAUGUUAAAUGCAGAAAUACUAACUUUCACAGAACCUUAGAGAGUUUAGAGUUCUUCGUAAAUAUCUAAUCUCCACUUUAAAAAUACGGUUUAUUUCCCAGUACAAAUUCUUCAUUAUUUGUAGUUAAGGCUGAAAGGCCUCAUCAUUUAUAUGAGUAAGACAUGCCCUUAAGAUUUACUAAGGUGAGCAGAUUCUGGAAACUGAGGCAAAGGUUCUGUUCUGCAGGUGAACCCACAAAGCUUCAAAGCCUGCAGAGGUGCAUGCAUGUGUGGCCUUUUAGACAAUUCUAGCUUGACAAGAUUCACUAUUCCUCUUUUUUUUCUGACCUUUUGAUCUUGAUUGUUGCACUGUCUCCUGUUCUCCUGAAGCCAGAACUAUUUCUGCCCACUUUUGCCUCACUAUGUCUCUCUUUUUUUGCAGACUUAGACUGCCUUUACAAGGCAUUCACUGCCUGAUAUAAGUUUAUAGUGCCAGUUAAUGUUGUUCCAAGCUUCUGAACGUAAUAUUUAUGUUGAGUGUGUCUCUGUUACAUGCAAAAUCAAGCUGGAGGCUGAUUCCUAUUUCAUUCUUCUUCUUGACCUAGCAGUGAUUCUCUUAAUGAUACAAACCAAAAAAAAGAAUGGAAUUUCUAUGCCAAUCUGUCAGUCAUAAGCAGGCAAUGUAUUAGUCAAAUUUUCAGAAGUGAACAGCAAUAUAUUUCUGAAACCUGAUAUCUCCAAAAUGAGUGUGGACGUUUGCUUUGGGGAACUCUGCAUUUUUGUUGUCAGCUGGGAGCUGUUAUGUCAUGUUUAUAAUGUUGGCUUGAUCAACAUUUGGCAAAAGAGGGUAAGAACAAAACUAGGUAUAAAAUGGGAAGCUUUUCAACAAAGAAAGUAUCUUUCCAUAGAUAAGAUUUGCAAAAAUAUGAAUCACUGAAACUGUUCAGAAUAAAUAAGGAAAAACCGAUUAAAAAACCUUUAUUUUCAGAAUUUCAGAAAUGUUUAUUUCUAAUGACUUCAAAAUAAAAAGUCCUUAUGUCAGCUACUCAGUGGGAAAGUCCAAAGCUUACUUCACACGUAGGUGUAGCACUAUUUUCACUGAGAGUUCAGGAUGAUAAGAGACCUGGCAUGUCAUCUGAAUGUGGUGAUGAAAUAUAUCUGGCAAUGAGAAUUUCAGCCUGUUAAAGAGCGAUGUUUUUGUAACAUUACAAGCCUAAUUGGCUUGAACAUCAUUAUUGAAAAUAAGGAGGUAAUAGCAGUGUUAUAUUUUCCCCGAAUCUGAGGCUUAGAAGGAAACAGAGAUGCAGGUUCAGGCAUCUUUGGCUCUCCCUUGUAGGGCUAGAGGCUCUUUGCCUGCUCCAGUCUCACCCAGAGCAUGUGGGCAGGAAGCAGGUGGAAGGAACUGGGGUCAGCCAAUAGGCCCAAACUGGCAUCAUUGUUGAAACAAGGGUUUGCUACUAAAGACAAAUUACUGCCUUCUGCAAGGAAAAGAAGGAAGUACAGUGGGUCUACUGUGGUUCCUCUCUUGGGUUCCCCCAGGAGCAGGAUGGCUUCAUCUCUCUGCUCGGGCCAUGAGCUCUGAAACAGGUUCCUGAGUCUGGCUGGCCUUUACCUUCAUGUAUUUAUUAAUGCUAUUCUGUUUUCAUGAAAUUUUUAUGUUGUUGAAUGGUUUCACAACCUUACAAGAAGAGACUAUCCAAUAACACCGAUCAAGUACCCUCUUUAAAACAAGUGAAAGUUUUUGAGUGAGCUGAAAUAACUGUAAAGUGUUUCCCUAAAGGAGAUUUGGCAACAGCUCUACAGCAGCAAACUUCAGACAAACAAUAGAAAAGCAGUGACAUUUUAAACUUGGUCUCAGUCCAAAGCAUCCCUGUUUUAUAAACUGGUCCUCAGACAUAUUCUCUUACUAGUAAUAACACCAAAGCCCUGCACUAUGUUUGCACAGGGCAUGAAUUUGCAGAGAAUUUGGUCUUAACUUUUGCACUUAGAAAUGGAAAAGUCACAUUUAUAAGAGCAUUCUCUGUUCUUUCCCCUUCUUGUGUGGGCGUAGGUAGGGAAGUGGGGAUAAAUACUCAGUCCCUCUUUAAGCUCUAUUCUAACCAAUUCUUAUCAAUAUGAUUUUUGUGAUAAAAAGUAGUGAUUCCUCCACUUGAAAUGCUAGCUGUAGACCUAGCCUAAGCACUGAAAAUCAAGAGCCAACCACUUAAGCAUUCUGGAGUAUAUUAAUUAAUUUUUUUUAAUGGAACUCUACUUAUUGAGCAUGUAAAUUGAAUUUUUGAUUGCCACAACAACUAGGACCAUACCUUUCAUUCAGUUGCUCUCCUGCAAGUAGAAUAGCAAUAAAGAAAUUUAUAUUUGUAUGGUCAGACCCAAGAAACUGGAGGAGGAGGAAAAAUUUGAAAUUUUAGUUCUAAGGCAGGAUUUGAUUGCUAACCAUUGGAUUUAGCUUUUCUGUACACCCUUCUCUCACAAAACAUGUUACUCUGUAGGGCACUAGAGUGGCUGUGAUAUUCCGAUCCCCAGGUAAUUCAGGCCAUUGUGCGAGUUGACAUAUGUGUACAAAUAAGGGAAAGGGAAAAGCCGGCGGUGUGUGCGAGCGGGUGGGGAGGCCGGGAAGGGGUGAAGAUCAGAUGCACUGUUAGCGCUGUCGGUGAAAGAAAGGCAAUUGUCAGGGCUGUGAUUCCUGGCUGCGGCUGCUGCCUGGGAAAUAUGUGUCAACACCACACAAGCUGCUGCGCGGAGGAGGAGGAGGACGCGCCUCUCUUUGUCCCUGCUCCGCUUGAUGCUGCCGUCUGCGAGAUGCCUUUGUCACAAACAGGAGUGCUCAUAAGACGUUGCUGUUUGCAUUGCCAUCUCCCCCCUCCAACCCAAACAACAACAACAACAGCAAAAUCCCGUCUCUGCAUUCAGGAGAAUUCCUUCAGCACGACAGCUUUAGCAGAGUGUGACGGGGAUUCAGACUCUGUCCAUGAAGAUCAAGCAGGCAGUUCCAGUCCCAGAGAUGAUGAUAACAAAGAAAAUUAUCCGGACAACGGUGCUGUCUUAGAGGAAAGGCAGCUGCCUUUGCCAGACGCUCAGCAGCACAGGCAGCAGGCUGUGAUUGACUGUGCUCUAAAGCCUGAAAUGGGCAACUUAAAGCUGAGAAAACCCAAGCCCAUUGCAAAGCUAGAAAAUGGAAAAAGCCAUGAGGAAAGUCAGGAGCUGGAAUGUGCAUUGCCAGGCCUCCCAGAGUGGCAGGGGAAGCCUGGAUCCUCAGCUAAUGACUACACACAGAAUGUGGCUCUGAGGUGCCAGGAAACAGUCGUGAGACUUCAACCAAGAAUAGAUCAGAACCCAAGCAUUUCACCAAAGGAAGCAACCGAUCAAUGUAACAGCUUAAAUGAGCCACUUUGUUUGGGUUUAUCUGGGAUGAGAGACAGCAGAAGACGAGGCCUGUCAUGUCAUGAAAACCCUUCCCAAAACAGUGCCAUGGGUAUGGUCCAAGUCAGCACCCUUCCCUUGAAUUCUUUGUUGAAGCUGCAAGCCCUGGAAAGCGAGCUGUGCUCUGCAUUCCUGCCAAGCCAGGAGGAAACUCCCCAGCUGCCGGCGCCCAAGGACGCAGCCCCUCCAUCAGCGCAGAGCGGCGUGCAGGCUGAUGGGGCCGGCGGUGGAGAGCAAUAUCACUUCAUUUCUCCUAUUGUUGAUUUUAAUUUAAUGCAUCAGCAGAGAGAUAGCGAAGAGCCUGUGCCAGCCCACAGAGACUGGCAGAACGACAUGGAGAGCAGCCCACAGGAACAUCACUCCCUAGGGACCAGUCGACUGCUGUAUCACAUUACAGAUGGAGACAAUCCUCUUUUGUCACCACGCUGCUCUAUCUUUAGCCAAAGCCAGAGAUUUAAUCUAGACACAGAGUCUGCCCCUUCUCCACCAAGUGCUCAGCCUUUCAUGGUGCCAAGAAGUUCUUCCAGAUGUAACUGUGAAGACUGCAAAGAACCACAGACAGUAACACAACUUACCAAGCAUUUGCAGAGCCUCAAGAGAAAAAUUAGGAAGUAUGAAGAAAAGUUUGAGCAAGAAAAAAAAUACCUGCCUUCCCAUGGUGACAAGACUUCCAAUCCUGAAGUUCUGAAAUGGAUGAAUGCUUUGGCCAAAGGUCGGAAGCAGCUCAAAGAACUGAAACUCAGAAUUACAGAAGAGCAAAACUGCACCUCCACAGCACCCCAAAGAAAUGACCAUUGUGAAAGCACUGGGACCUCUAAAGAGGCUGGCACACAGGAGGCCACGAGCAUGGAACCAGCUCCCUCAGUGGAAGAAACCAUGGAUAGCGUAUUGAGGCGACUGAAGGAGAAAAGACAACACUUCCACCUUCCUGAGACUAUUAAGGAUAUGACAAAAAAGCAAAUGGCUUUGGAAAAAAUCAAUCUUCAGAAAUGUCUACUGUAUUUUGAGAGUAUUCAUGGAGAACCUGUCACUAAGCAAGAAAAGAGUCUCAUGAAACCUCUUUACGACAGAUACAGAAUUAUCAAGAAACUUCUUGCAGCUCCAUCUUUGAUCACAACAAUUCAGGAGGAGGAAGACUCAGAUGAAGACCAUUCUCAAAGCAGCCAUGAGUUGUCAUCUGGUCCAAUGUCUUGCUUCCCGGUUGAAGAACACCUGUGUUACUCUCAGGAGGAGAGUGAGCCUGCACAUGUCUCACCUCUGGAUGAAAAGAAAGUUUACAGGCAAACAGCCUUGUCUAUGUCCAAUUUACACGAGGCAACAAUGCCCGUUCUGCUUGAACAUCUCAGAGAAACAAGAGCUGAUAAGAAAAGGCUUCGCAAAGCUCUGAGAGAGUUUGAGGAGCAAUUCUACAAACAGACAGGAAGGAGUCCUCAAAAAGAAGAUCGGGUGCCAAUGGCCGAGGAAUACUCCGAAUACAAGCACACAAAAGCCAAAAUCAGGCUCCUGGAGGUUCUCAUCAGUAAGCAUGAUAUUUCCAAAACAAUUUGAAGUGAAUGCAAUGCUGUGAUAUUGUUCUCUAGCAAAAAAAAAACAAGUAAUGAAAAAGAUAAAGUAAUUUUACAGGUCUUGGUCUGCUGCACAAUUACUUGACACACUGAGAUUUUUGAUGCACUUUACCAAUUAUAAUAGCUGGGAUGAGAGAGGACAGCAAUAUGCAAGAAUAUUAAGCACAGGUGAGUGGACUAUAGUAUAUAUUUUUCCUUUUGAAAAAGCCUUGAAGUGCACUGUGAGAAUAUUAAGAAAUGAAAAGGACACUGAAGUGUUGUAGCUCCUCAGUUUGACCUGCUCUAGAAGUGUGAGGAAAUGCUCUCCAGGUUUUUAGUACAUCUUAGUACAUUAUAAUGUACUACGUUUGUUUCCAGAAUUAACAUGCACUAGAAUUAACUAUUAAUGACGGCUCUCAAUGUGCUGAUUAAAGGAAAUGAAUUAAAACAAAUUAAGGGAAAACUCCAGACAUACGCUGGCUUUCAAGACAGAGUUGGCAUUCAAUUCCAGUAGCUUCAAAAAAAGGUGCAUAGAAAAAAACCAGUGCCAGGGAGUAGAGCAAAGUGAUGCUGCUUAUGCAAAAAAAAAAGGACAGAACAUGAUGGCCAAAUGGAACUAUUGGUUUUUUAGAGAUAAGAGAAAAAAACAGAGGUUACUGGGAAGAGAGAGACCAAAUGUACCAGCUGCUGUCCUUUUCACUAGUUCACAGGACCUGGCUCACAGAACUUAAUAAAUAGAUCAACUAACUACAUGCUAAUUUUGAUUUUUGUACGAAACUUUGCACUUUGUUUUGCCUGAUGCUAUAACAUUCGCUUUUCUGACUACCAAAGCUCGUUUAGACGCAUGCACUUUGUAAAAUGUUGAAGUACUUCUUGUGUUAUAAAUUGCCACAUAUAUAUAUAUAUUAAAACAGGACUAGAUUAUUGCAUUAUGCUAAGAUAUUUUGGAUAGAUAAAGUACAUGGUAUGUAAGUGAGUGUCACAGUUAUCUGAUGAGGACUGCUAGACUUCUUGUUUACUGAAAAUAAGAUUAUAAAAAGUUAUUUUUCCAUUGGAAUUAUGCAUAUUUCUUAACUUUCAGAGCACCACACUUUGUAUUAUUAAGGAGAAUUUGUCACUCUUUGUGAUAGAGCAUUGGUGUGAAAAGUGGACUGUUAACAGAAGGAUUAUCAGCAGGUUUUGUAUUAGAAAUGAAAAGCAGGGGGAUUCUGGGAAAUACCUAGCCCAGACAUAAAGGAGGGAAGAAUUAAUUAGAGAGAGAAAAAGGGACUUGAGUAAGUUGAAUCAUGUUUAGUGUUUUGCUUUAACUGUCACUUUGUAUUGACCACAUAGUAUAAGCAAUCUGUUUUCUAUCUUGGUAAGAAGAUUUUGAUUUUAUAAAGCCUAUUAUCUACCAACCACGUUUGUACUUAUCUUGCGUGUAAUGGCAUGAUUUUGAAGAUGGACACAUCUUCAAGUAGUUUGGAGGAAAAAAUAUGAACACUAAAAAAGGAAUUUUUUAUUUCGCAGACGGUUGGUUGUUUCAGUGUACUGACUUAAUAAUUUAUAACUUAACUUUUAUGAAUCAGAAAUGGUCUUCAUAAAUCUGUUUUAAUUGAAGUCAUCUAGAGCAACAGGAACAGAUACAGAGCUAUUUGAAGUUUACAAACUACAUCUUUGAUAAGGGAAAAUGAUUUAAUGAUAUAUGUAUACAAUUGAUAUUAAAAUGUAAUCUAUAUAUUCUAUAUGAUUGUAUAAUAUUUUAUACAACAGUACAAAUAAAAUAUUUUUCUAUUAUA
This is a messenger RNA of Pseudopipra pipra, 12329 nucleotides long. RefSeq names its product family with sequence similarity 13 member C (gene FAM13C). The transcript is spliced from 18 exons. Bases 8297 to 10555 code for a protein of 752 amino acids. NCBI's taxonomy places the organism in Eukaryota, Metazoa, Chordata, Aves, Passeriformes, Pipridae. The record is from RefSeq and is a predicted model, not a curated record.